This is a messenger RNA of Ziziphus jujuba (common jujube), 1882 nucleotides long. RefSeq names its product UDP-glycosyltransferase 88A1-like. The coding region runs from base 192 to 1649 and encodes 485 amino acids. The record is from RefSeq and is a predicted model, not a curated record. Lineage: Eukaryota; Viridiplantae; Streptophyta; Magnoliopsida; Rosales; Rhamnaceae. Gene Ontology annotation, molecular function: UDP-glycosyltransferase activity. The transcript has a single exon.
AUAUUAAACAUGUCAAUAUUUGGAAAACAACAUCACUAACAAAUACUUACUCACUGCUCUCGGAAGCGAAUUAGUAUUUGAAAUCAUCACAAAUAAUUCCCACCAAUUGAAAAAGCAAAAAUAAAUUCUCACUGCUCUUCCUUCCUCACCAUUUCCGUUGAGAACUCUCUGAAUCUCAAAAACACAUAUCCAUGGAGGAAGCACUGGUUUUCUACCCAUCACCACAUAUUGGUCAUCUAAUUUCCAUGGUGGAGCUCGGCAAGCUCAUCCUCAAUCAUCGUCCUUCAAUUUCCAUUCACAUCCUCAUCACCACCCCACCUUACAACCCAGGCGAUACAGCUCCAUACAUAGCCUCUGUCUCUUCCACAACUCCAAUCAUCUUCCACCGCCUGCCCACCAUCUCUCUCCCUCCUUCGUUUCUAAACUCUUCGACCCACCAUGAAAACCUCACCUUCGAAGUCCUCCGCCUUAACAAACCAGACGUCCUUCAAUCUCUCAUUUCCAUCUCCAAAAAUUUCGAUGUUAAAGGUUUCGUCAUGGAUUUGUUCUGCGGCAUAGCUUACGAUGUUCCUGUUCAGCUCAACAUCCCAGCUCUCUUCUUCUUCACUUCCGGUGCGGGUUGUCUCAUCGGUUUCCUUUGUUUACCGACCAUUCACCGCACCACCACCAAAAGUUUAAAAGACCUUCACACACCGCUUGAAUUUCCCGGACUACCCCCGAUUCCUGCCUCUGAUAUGGCAAAGCCGCUCCUCGACCGCGACGAUAAGGCUUAUCAUUGUUUUCUAGAAGGCUCAAUCAACCUUGCGAAAUCGGCCGGGAUUAUCAUAAACACGUUUGAAUUUCUAGAACCCAGACCGAUCAAAGCUGUAAGAGAUGGAUUAUGCGUGCCUGACGGUCCCACACCUCCGAUUUACUGCGUCGGACCUUUGAUCGUCGGUGGUGGUCGGGGUGGUGGUGAUUCUUGUUCCUCAGCCGUUGAUGAUGAUAGUGAUCAACGGCCGGAGUGUUUGAAAUGGCUAGACUCGCAACCCAAAGGGAAAGUGGUUUUUCUCUGCUUUGGAAGUUUGGGUAUGUUUUCGAUGGAACAGUUGAGAGAAAUAGCUCUGGGCUUGGAGAAUAGCGGGCAAAGAUUCUUGUGGGUGGUUCGGAAUCCACCUUCCCAGAAACAAAACCUGGCCAUUGCGGCCCAACCGGACGACCCACCUUUGGAAUCGUUGCUUCCGGAAGGGUUCUUGGGACGGACAAAAGACAGGGGACUGGUGGUGAAGAAAUGGGCCCCACAGGUGGCGGUUUUAAAUCAUGACUCGGUUGGUGGGUUCGUGACUCACUGUGGGUGGAACUCGGUGCUUGAAGCGGUUUGUGGUGGUGUGCCGAUGGUGGCUUGGCCGCUCUACGCGGAACAGAGGUUUAACAGGGUUUUGUUGGUGGAGGAGAUAAAGAUCGCUCUGUGGAUGACUGAGUCGGAAGACGGGUUUGUGAUUUCGGACGAGGUGGAGAAGCGAGUUAGAGAGUUGAUGGAAUCGGAAAAAGGUGAGUUGAUUAGAGAGAGAACGUUGGCAAUGAAACAGGAAGCCAAGGCUGCUCUGAGUCCAGGGGGGUCGAGUCAUGUUGCAUUAAAUCAACUCUUUGAGUCUUGGAAACGAAGCUGAAUCGGAUUGUCUCAUAAGAUAAUGAGAUGUUAAUAAAGCCAAUUUAUUUAGCACUGAAUUAAUUAAACGUGAAAUGGUCGCGUGGCCCCUCUGCUUUCGAUUUUCGCUUCAUGGGAUAUUUAAUAAUGGUUUUCCCAUCAUUUUAGGAUUACUUAUGUUAUUUGCAAAAUCAAUCAUUUCCAACCAAAAAUUUGAUUAUAACAACGUUAUGUCGGCAUUAGAAGUUAUAUAAA